AUGUCUACCUCAAAAAAAAAACAAAUAAAUUUAAAUAAUAAAGAUAAUGAAAAAAUGAUACCAUGGGUCGAAAAAUAUCGACCACAAACACUUGAUCAAGUAGCAUUUCAAGACCAUGCAAUCUCAGUUCUUAAAAAAUCAUUACAAUCAAUGAACCUACCUCAUUUGUUAUUUUAUGGAUCUCCAGGAACAGGCAAGACAUCAACUAUUCUUGCAUUAGCAAACGAGCUCUUUGGCAUGGAGUUAAUGAAAUCACGAGUAUUAGAACUAAACGCAUCAGAUGAACGAGGAAUAUCAAUUAUUCGUGAAAAAGUCAAAAACUUUGCACGAAUUGCAGUAUCUAAUAGCUCUGAACAUUCUUGUCCACCUUAUAAAAUUAUUAUUUUAGACGAGGCAGAUUCUAUGACUCAGGAUGCACAAUCGGCUUUACGACGUACAAUGGAAACAUAUUCUAAAAUUACAAGAUUUUGUCUAAUUUGUAAUUAUAUUACUCGAAUUAUUGGACCUUUGGCAUCUAGAUGUUCAAAAUUUCAAUUUAAACCUCUUAGUUUUCAACAUUCAAUGGAAAAACUUAAAUACAUAGCUUCUUGUGAAAAUGUCAAAUAUGAUAAAGGUGUAAUUGAAAUGCUUAUUGAACAAUCGAAUGGUGAUUUACGAAAAGCCAUUACAUUUUUGCAAUCCGCAGCGCGUUUAGUUGACUCAGAGCCUAACAAAAGUUCAUUAGAAAAUACUAGAUCUAUUUCUGUUGAACUAAUUUCGGAAAUCUCAGGCACCGUUCCUGAUCAUAUCAUUCAACAUCUGCUUUCUAUAUGUUUUUCGUCCAAAAGUACUCCAUCACAAUACCAUUUGAUUGAUCAAUAUGUUUCAGAAAUUGUUGCAGAAGGCUAUAGCGCUAAUCAAGUGAUAUCACAGUUACAUGAUUCUAUUGUUUCAAACGAACUCAUUUCUGGUGCUCAAAAAAAUAAGAUGGUUCAAAUAAUGGGGGAAACAGAUAUGUAUCUUAGCGAUGGCGGAGAUGAGCACUUAAAUUUAUUGGAUCUGAUCUUACAAUUAUCAGAAAUUUAUACAAAAAACUUACACGCCUAA
Messenger RNA from Pneumocystis jirovecii RU7, 1086 nucleotides. RefSeq names its product replication factor C subunit 2. The transcript is spliced from 8 exons. Gene Ontology annotation, molecular function: ATP hydrolysis activity; DNA clamp loader activity; ATP binding. The record is from RefSeq and is a predicted model, not a curated record. Gene Ontology annotation, cellular component: nucleus; DNA replication factor C complex. Bases 1 to 1086 code for a protein of 361 amino acids. NCBI's taxonomy places the organism in Eukaryota, Fungi, Ascomycota, Pneumocystomycetes, Pneumocystales, Pneumocystaceae. Gene Ontology annotation, biological process: DNA repair; DNA-templated DNA replication.